Messenger RNA from Linderina pennispora, 1058 nucleotides. RefSeq lists its product as uncharacterized. The coding region runs from base 82 to 1035 and encodes 317 amino acids. NCBI's taxonomy places the organism in Eukaryota, Fungi, Kickxellomycota, Kickxellomycetes, Kickxellales, Kickxellaceae. The transcript has a single exon. The record is from RefSeq and is a predicted model, not a curated record.
AAGCACUCCCUUUCUCUUCCCGUCUCCUUUUUUCAUUACCAUUCGAGUUUAGGGACGCCAUUAGUUCUUCUCCAAGCAACCAUGAAUUUCAACAAGCUGAAGGACGUCGCCUCGGGCGCUUACAAGCAGUACAGCCAAGAAAAGUCCAAGAAUAACAAUACCCAGCACCAAGACUACAGCCACGGAAGCAGCGGAUAUCCUCCCCAGGAUCCGUACGGCAACCAGGGCCAGCAUGGCGGCUACAGCCAGUCGUCGCAUGGUCAAGCUGGGCCAAACAGCUACCCGAGCCAUGACCCAUAUGGCCAGCCCCAGCAGAAUGCAUAUGGCCAGCCCCAGCAGAAUGCAUACGGACAGCCUCAGCAGAGCGGAUACGGACAGUCUCAGCAGAGCGGAUACGGACAGUCUCAGCAGAAUGCAUACGGACAGCCUCAGCAUGGGGGGUAUGGCCAGCCUCAGCAUGGGGGGUAUGGCCAGCCUCAGCAUGGAGGGUAUGGUCAACCCCAGCAGAGUGGAUACGGCCAGCCCCAGAACUGCAACGAUCCCUAUGGAAACAGCGGCCCAUAUGGCCAUAACCAGCAGCAGCAGCAGCAGCAGCCACAGCAUGGACCGUAUGGUGAUCAUAGCUCAUCAAACAACCAUGAGACUGCUCAAAAGUCGUCUGGUGUAAAGGUUGGUGGUGUUGAUGUCGCUGCCGCUGCCACCCUUGCAUCGGGUCUUCUGGGGAAGAAGAGCGGUAGCUCCCAUGGCUCAUCGUCCAGCGGCAAGAUUGGCGGUGUGGAUAUCGGUACUGCUGCCAAGGUUGCAUCUGGCCUCUUGGGGAAGAAGAGUGACAACUCCCAUGGCUCGUCGUCUGGCGGCAAGAUUGGUGGUGUUGAUAUCGGCACUGCUGCCAAGGUUGCAUCAGGGUUUCUGGGGAAAAAGAGCGGUGACUCGCACGGGAGCUCAAACAAGUCUUCCAGUGGCAUUAACAUUGGCGCUGCAACCAGUCUGGCAUCAAGCUUCUUUGGAAAGAAGGACAAGUCUGGUGGCCACUAAAGUAUAGCAUUUUGCUCAUUAGU